This is a messenger RNA of Haplochromis burtoni (Burton's mouthbrooder), 12790 nucleotides long. It is a transcript of the gene ctnnd2a, whose product is annotated as catenin (cadherin-associated protein), delta 2a. Gene Ontology annotation, molecular function: cadherin binding. The record is from RefSeq and is a predicted model, not a curated record. The transcript is spliced from 26 exons. NCBI's taxonomy places the organism in Eukaryota, Metazoa, Chordata, Actinopteri, Cichliformes, Cichlidae. Gene Ontology annotation, cellular component: cytoplasm; adherens junction; postsynaptic density. Gene Ontology annotation, biological process: cell-cell adhesion; dendritic spine morphogenesis; cell-cell junction assembly. Bases 7595 to 11458 code for a protein of 1287 amino acids.
GCGCGUGUAGUCAGCUCCCGGUAAGUUUCGAAUACGCUAGACUACGCUGCUUUACCUGGUACUGGCUUUGCAUGUUUGCAUUUUCAUUCAUGCAUUAACACUGACCUGAUAUCAGCGCUAACUUGUCACCGAUUUAAUGGUUUUGAGUGAGUUUAAUUCAGUGCGUCACCAUCGUAGGCCAUUUGCGUGUACCUAAGUGGCAUGCUUUAUUACUUACCAUUGGUCAUUCUUCAUUCAUAUUCACCUCGGGCUAAUGUUGGAAGCGGGCAGUAUCGAGUGCGUCUUCAUUGCUGCUGAAAUUCUUCAAAGUUAUGGCUUUACAGUUUGAAACUAUACGUGGUCGUCCUCCCUCUAUUCCCGCGGUUCUUGUGGCUUUUGAGCGAAGGAAUCACGCAGGAAUCACGUCCUGCCUUACGCAGCAUGUGACAUUACUUCCGUCCUCGCUAAGGUUUCACUUUACUUCAACAUAAAUUAACGUGUAAAAAAAAAAAAAAAGAUUCAACCUCGAAAUAGCAAAAUGUACGCUGACGCCAAAGGUUGCUGUGACAGUGGAGGUAAAGAGUGCAGGAUGCGUGCACGUUGUUUAGCUCAUGCUGUGGGCAGGCUUUCAUGUUUUCCUGAAACUGCCAAAUAUAGCUCCAAGCUGAUGGACCUAAUAUUUAAUCUGGCAAAUCCGAGUAGUGCACGCUAUCAGUAAUUUGCCCUCCUUAUUUCUUGCGUCUAUGGCAUGUUAGUCAUUACCUUCUGUACCCAAAUGUCACACGUGUUCAUCUUUAAACGUUUCCACUUUGUCCAUUCAUUCAUUCAUGUACUAUGAAAGCACUAUGCAGAAAAUGUUACUGAGAAGAAUCUGCUGUGUCACAAAUGUUCCCAGAGGCUAUAUGCGCGUUGAUUUACUUUUUAAAUGUAUCUAUUAAAAGUAUCUACAGUAGUUAUGCUACCUCCCUACAUAAUUCUCAGUGUAGUCAAUUACAAGUGAACUUUCUGGAACAGACAUUUCCCUUUUUGUUAAAGUCAAAACUAUAUUUUAUUUUUUCCCAUUUUUCUCUCUUUUUUAAACUUAAUAUGCUUUUAGAGCUUUCAAAUGCACAUCCAGUCCAUUAUAACCUAUAUGGACAUACCGCAUAAUGCAUGUGAAUAGAUUGAUUUCGCAAAAAGACAGAGAAGAUAGGCAUAGUAUUGUCAAACAAUUAUUCUCCUACCCUUCAAGCCGGCGUGGCCAAGAAGUAGAAGACUAUAAAUACGAUCUGUGAAAAGCAGAUAUUAAAGGUACUGUCAUGGAUUUCCCCAAAAAUAUACUGUCAGGAUUAAAGAUUUGGUAAGGCCACGUGACACACAGCAGUUAUGAAUAAGCUAAAUAAUAAAAAACAAAAGCACAUUUUGCCAUAUGCACCCCAAUAUAUAAUCCACCUGAAAUGCUUUGUUCCAUUGUAAACAGGUGGGAGGGGGCAACAGCUGGGCUCAAAAUGGAUUUACCACACAAAACAAUUUUAACACAGAACUUGUUUAAACUCGUUGGGGGGUAGCAUCUUUCACUCUGUCUAAGAUUAGAUCUCUGCAAUGAUGAUUUUUUUUUCUAAUGCAGCCAGGUCAAAGGUUAACUCUGUAAUUUGUAGCAUUUCAGGUCACGCACCCAACUUAUUUGGAAUUGUUGCAAACAAAUCUCCUUAUAUAACAAAACAUGGCAAAAACUGUGGGGAAAAAACUACUUGCACAAUCGAUUCCCACAGUUUUGUUUUGUUUUUUUACUGCAACCUUAACCAAUGCUCCACUUCCUAACCAAUUGGGUUUGGUUUGUUGAGUUUUUUGUUUUUUUUUGUUUUUGUUUUGUUUUUUUUGAGGAUGAAUUGCAGAAACACUUAAAAGAAAAAGGGAUGAAUUUCUUGCAAACUCUUUCACUUGACUCUAUUUUGACAGUGGCGCUGCCUGUUACCAGUAAGAGUUUAUCUAGCCCCAGUAAUAGUGUUUUUCUGGCUUUUUUAAAGUAAAGGAAAAUAUGUGUGGGUGCACGUGUCUGCUACAGUGGUGGAAUUGACACUAAUUAAAGACAUCCAUCAGAUUAUGACAGUGUUGCCAGGCAGCAAUGCAUCGUGGGACCUCACCAGUGCAUCCAAGACAGCAAUCAAAGACGCUGAUGAUGUUCCGCAGCAAGAUUCAUCUUGUUUCUGUUGAUUCACUGACAAACUAUGUGUGGGAUAAACCGAGACACACAAUGUCAUAUGUUUUUAAAUCAUUACGUUUCCGUCAAUAAAGUUGCUUAAAGUCGUCGCCUGCAGUCAGCUGCAAGUCGAAGCGUUUCAUUUUACGAAUCCUUCAUUUACAUUAAGGUUGCACAUCAAGCACUGCAGCAAGUGCAUUAAGGACUUCGGGUGUUUGUUGUGGCUACAAUGACGUUCUUACUGCUUGAGGAAUGCAGUCAAGUAUUUCAUGCAUGCUGGACAGGAUUUAUUUACUGUCCUUUUAGACACCUGCACCCAACUAGACCAAAUCACUUCCUUCUUACGGGAAAUUGUUUACUGGUAAAAUGGAAAAAAGCUAAUCAAGCGUGAUUCAGGCCUUCAAGGAUCUUGGAGCAAAGAUAAAGCUGUCUUAGAAAAAUACAAAGGUGGCAGCUUUUGUGAGUAAAUAAUAGUGUGAGAAUAAGAAAAGAGUUAUAUAAAUGUUAACGAAAAUACUCCUCAGGAUUAGCGAGUUUUAAUUUAAAAAAAAAAAUUUUUGCAAUUAGUUUUUCAUGCUGAUGUCUUAGAGUACAAUGAAAAAUAUCAACAAGCGUAGUGGGGGAGUUUCAAAGUGUUGCACUCAAGGCCUUUGCAAAAAAAGUGCAUAAAAUGCAAGCUCUUGUUCUUACAAUACUGCAUGUGGCUUAAUGUGCUUAAAGUGUGCUGUUGAAAUCUGCCUCGUAAAAAGGGGUAGGUUAGUCACUAGAAGUAAUUAAUCACGUUCUUCUUAAAAAAAUAUUUCCACACCUGUCAGAUCUGCGGGGAGAUAGUGGCUUUUUCUCUGUGUUGUCGUUUACCUGAUUUGGAUCAUCAAAGGUCCACACCAGUGUUUUUGCUUGUUUUAGCUCACUUCACAGCAUGCACUGUAUGCUGACCUUGAUAGAUUUGCUUUAUUGUACGAUGUGCAUAUUUUUGGCAUCACAUCACUGAAGUAUAAAGCGUCCGUGGGAAAGCUAAGGGAACACUGUGAUCCUUUUGCUGAAGUUCACGUGUGGCCUUGCCCAGAUGAAAGAAUGGAUGUGUCACACACUGUCAGUCACCAAACAGAAACCAGGUGGAGUAAGGAACGUUGCAUUCUCCAUGUUUAGGUAAAUAAAAUUUUCAAUUUUUAUUCAGCAUUGUUAGCAAACAUAAGGCUUAAGGUAACCUCUGAGUCUGGUAGUUAGAUUGUUGCUUUAUUAUUUUCUUGUCAGAUUUUGGGGAUCAUUUUGAUUGUGUUUCCUCUUUAAUUGUAACGCAUAUUUUUAAAAAUGCAAUAAGGCUGCAUGCUAAUUGGACCUAAUGCUUUUGCUUUUGUCUCUCAUGACGUGUACAUGCGAAUAUUACGUGACCUGUUGCAUGCAAUCUUAUCUAAUCAUUCUGUGUUUAUGCCGCUAUCCCCCCUCUGACAACUAUUGAUGAAUUGCUGUAGUUACUGCACCAUUAAACAAAUUUAAUGUAAACAUCAGAGUCAUUUAUUCCAUUUUGCUCUUUAUUGCAGUCUCAGUCUCUUUUUGCAUGCAUACCCGCAUGUACUGUGGCCAGUUUUCACAGUGAAAGACUGACACGAGGGUGUGACUUUCACACACAUCCUGGAAUACACGGUUGCUUAAUAUUCCUAAAUGAAAACCGAUUACUGACAGCAUUUCUUGUAAAACUGUGUCGCAACACAUUUUAUGAAUGAAAGUGCAGACAGACUAUAGAGUUGUGAUUUUUUCUUUUUUUAAAAAAAGAAAAGGAAAAAAAAGAAGAGAGAACUAAAAACAGGAACUUGGUUUAACUUGUCUGAAAGACUCAUCUUGUGGGGUUUUCUGUUACCGUAUGCUACAUUUUUACAUCCUCCGUUUUAGGGAAGUUCUUUGAUUAUAGCACUCUCACUAACCGAGGCAACUCUUUGCUUCUUCAGUUCUCCAGCAAAACAGUAACAAGAAAAAACACGAGUUAGAAUUCUAGGGCCAUUAUUUUACAGAUUACAUGAAAGUGUGUAAUGCAUUUGUGUAGAGUUUAUGUGUCACUUGUAAAGAGUGCAGAGAGUGCUAGAAAUGUGUGACAUGACAAUGAACACGCAUGUUAAAACCGGUUCCAGCCGCCUUCACAUGGGUAAUAAAUUAAAAUCAUAAUUAAUAGAAAGUGUCUUACUUUUAGCUGCACAUCAAACAGCUCGCUGUGCAUGUGUCAGGAUUAUUUAGGUUUAUUGUAGCCCUAUACAUAUAAACAAGGUUAAGGUAAUAUGUAUGGAACUUUUUAGUAUUUCAUAUUAUAUUCAUUUUACAAAACUCAAAUUAUUAUUAUUAUUAUUGUUGUUGUUGUUGUUGUUAUUUUAAUAAUUUUAAAAGUAUAUUCACAAAUAUUGCCGUGAAUAUUACUCAGUCCUUUGUUAGAAGUAAAUAGAGACAUGUUGGCAUAUUUCUUUCUUUUUUUCAUUUUAUUAAUGCUCCCAUCUACAUUUUAGACAUACAGAUGGGAAAUAUGUCUCGGUUCUGAUUCACCUCUCGGACUCUCUUCCUUUCUCUCCUUUUUCUAGCCUUCUUUGUUUGUGUCUGUUAUGAUCAGUAUUACUGUAGGUGGACUGCUACUGUUGCUACUUCUGGACUCGCCCUGUGGUCUCAGCAGGCAGACAAGAUUUUUUGGCACGACAUCCUGGGUUGUGGGUUGUGGCCACUUGUCCCCUGAAACCUCUGUCAUAGUUUUCAGCAAUACUGGACAUCCUGCUUCUUUUAAUGCAUUACUUGCUCAGUAGGAAGAGAAGAAAACAAAAGCCCUCCACGGGAAAACAGUGUACAGGUAACAUGCAGAGGGUGCUAGUUGGAUUCUGGUUACCUGACCUGGUCCUGCCAGGCCUGCACUCGCUGAGGCCUGUAAUAUGGAGAGAUCAGAUGGAUUAUCUGUUCUCUCUAUAUUGCAGUUUUUCAUUAAUGUAAUGAAUAAGUUGUUAUUGAUAUCGUUGUUGUCAUAGCAAAAAUACCAGAAAUACCACACACACCCAGACACACACUUGCAAACACACACACACACACGUAAACAACUUCAGCUUAACAGCACAGCUGCAUCCACAGUGGUUUAGUCUGUAGUUUUGUCAACGUUCUUUUUUUUCUUCUAUGAUCUAUGUGCAGAUUUGUUUCUCGUAUGUAUUUGAUGCCACAUGAGAAUAUUUCCUGAUGAUAGUGGUGGAGAGUCGAUCCAAAAUCCCUCACAGGUUUUCGGUUGUGUUCCAGACAAAUCCAGUGACAUCACAUCGUUUUCAUACUGGCAAUGGGAGCGUUUACAUUCAAGAGAACACCCGCAUCAGGAUAAAAGCAUGCCUCCAAACUGCAUAGCAGAGUCACUGAAUCACCAGGCUUCAGAUUUUCCUUUUAUUUGUCACCUAUCUUCAAACACUAGAGAGGGAGCAGCAAAUGGGCUGAACAAUACAAUUAAUGCUUGUGCACUACUUUAGACACACCGCUGGCAUCAUCUCGGCCUGUUUACUUCCAACUUAAGUCUCAUCUCUAAAUUUCUUCACUUAAGUCCCCUCAUCCUGCUUUCUUCACUUCUGCAGUGUGCUAAAUACAUGCUCCACCUCGGUCUUCAGGAUCCCCUUCAGGUCUGUGUUCUUUCAGCUCUAAAGAGGCGGAUGGGCAGGGACCAAUCCGUGUCAUCAUCUUCUUAAGGAAGUCAUUGCAGUUUUUUCGUAGCCAACUUCAAGAACGUGAUGCCAAACUUGUCCUUCUCGUAACUCAGCACAGACUAUGUGAGUUCUUUUCCAAGAUCAGCAAGAAGAGGGCACGCUGUUUGGUUUUAGUUCCAAUAAAGCUGUUUCCUUGUACCUCAUAGUCCAUUUGAAUAAAACCUGUUUGUCUCUGAGCUUCCCGUGCAUUAAUAAAGUCAGGCAUUGUUAAAACACUGUGGGGUGUUUUCUCUCCCAACAAAUGCUGGUGGGUUACUUUGGUCACAUUUUUGACCGAAUAAAAGACAAUAAUGAGCAAUGACUGGCAUUGGAUACAUGGUUUAAAAUAUGCGUGUUUGAUGGUAACUGUGAGAGUCCACUGUAGGUGAAGUGUAUUUCAACACAGGGCAAAUCAGCACUUCCUGCAACGAGUGGACUUUAACACACUUCACGGGCAUGCCAGGGACAUGACUGUACACUGUGGCACACCACCCAAAAAAAAGAAGAAGAAAGAAUUAUGCAAUAAUUAUGUAAAACAUCUCUAGGGACACAACCGUGGUAAAUAUUUUCCAUGUAAUUGACAAACUACUUCUAAGCCUCUGUUAACAGAGCCAGCAUGGCCUUUAAGCUGCAAACGUAAUGCUUAAAGCAAUGUCAUUCCUUCAAUCCACAGCUGGCCACUCAAUCAGCUUAUUUAAUCCUCCAAAAUAUGAAUCUGUUUAAAUUUGCAACAUUAACACGUGUCGUUAUCUUUCACAAAUCUAUAUCAGAGACGUAAACAUUUGAAUAUGAAUGGUUUUUAACUUAUUUGGGUGACAAACAAGUUCACUGGCUCCACCUAGUGGUAAAUCUUUAAACCUGCAUUUCUGCGUUCCAUUCGUGAUCCUCUGGGAGCGGAAGUAAGAGGCAGAAGACAAACUGAACUCACCCUAUUCACCUUGUUUUUAUUUUUUUAUAUAUAUAUUUUUUAACUUCUCCAGCUUCACCAAAAUCGGUUUCUGGUCUUUAAACAGACUGGUAAGCAGCAGGCAGAGAUAUUCAGAAGAAUAAAGGCAAAUCUUUUGCAAUAUGUAAGAGAUUUUAGUGUUUAGCGUUUAAAUUCCAUUUUGGCUUACAGCAUGGGAUGAUAGUGCAACUUAGUUUUGCCCAUAUGUGCAAGAUGAAGACAACAAAUUCAAAACGAUUCCAUAUGGCGUUAGAGCGCAUAAAGAACACACAAAAAAGAAAAGCAUGCGAACAGGCAUAGGAAGUGAAAUAUUAAAACAUUUUGUGGUAACUUGACAAAAGUGGAACACAUAUGCAGACCAGUAGCUACAAUAGAAAGUUGAUCUAUGCUUUUAAUUAAACAUAGACUUGACUGAAGUUCAACAAAUAAAGUUGUUAAAAAUAUUAAAAUGGAUUGAAAAGAACAGAACAGUUUCCAGUAUUGAACUUCCCAACUCUGCCUGUUUAUGAUGACACCAGCUGCUGUCUGGGAGAAAUGUGGCUGUCUGCAGUGACGAGAGAACACCAUCAUCCCUGUCUUUCUGAUGUAGCUGCGAGAUGAAGCUAAUGAGAGCCUUGCACCCCCGCCCCAGCAUCCCGGCAAAUGGUUGUUCCAUCCCCGGCAACUCUGGACGCAGGACGCAGCGAAAAGGCUCACAGCUCCGUUCUGAUUUGAGCACACUGCGGAUUGACUUGAAAGAGGGGCGGACCAGGGACAGUAGGGAAACGAGGAGACGCCUGACAGUGGCCAGGAUCUCAUUUCGCCAUGCCAGUGCCGGAUCAGCCUGCAGAGCAGGAGAAGGGGGCCAUGGUUCCCCCUGUGAUGCCAUCCUCCAAUGGAGACAGAUCUGAGACAGAGACAACCUCCUCUAUCCUUGCCUCUGUCAAAGAGCAGGAGCUUCAGUUUGAGCGUCUGACCAGGGAACUUGAGGCUGAGCGUCAGAUUGUUGCCACCCAGCUGGAGAGAUGCAAGCUGGGAUCAGAAGCAGGCAGCAUGAGCAGCAUUAGUUCUUCGGAUGAGCAAUUUCGCUGGAACUCUCAAGCUGAUGGACAGAAAGAUAUUGAGGAUGAGUUGACAACAGGUCUGGAGUUGGUGGAUUCCUGCAUUCGCUCCCUUCAGGAAUCAGGAAUACUAGACAGUGGAGAACGACCGGCUCUUCUUUCCCAGAGUUCCUUGCAGCUCAACUCCACCCCGGAGGCUUCGCUCCAGUACUCUGCCAGCUACCAUAGCAACCAGACCCUCGCCCUAAGCGACAGCAUCUCUGCAGCAACUCCUCAGCGCAGCGGGCAAGUUGGAGGAGCUGUGCACAGCUACAACCAGGUGACAUCAAGCCGUGCAGCCCAGCAGCAACAAUCACAAACUGGGCCGGGGUCAGGUAUCUACUACUCCAGUGCCACCUUACCUGCCCAGGGUUCCCCUCUGUCAGGAGGGGGAGGCUCAGGGUCCGGUUCCCCCAGUAAACUUCAACGUCUGGGAUCAGCCUCUGAUGCACAAGGAUACGCUACCACUCAGCGUCUGCCUUCCUCUUCUUCCUCCUCUCCCAAACAGUCUCCUGCUAAUCGAUUGGCCAAAUCAUACAGCACCACAGUUGCUGUGACAACAGCAGGAGGGGGCGGUUCCCCUCUGAGGGUGGCAUCUCCACCUAAUUCCACAGCAGGAGGGGGAGGGGCCAGCUCCACAUCUUCCCCUCUUCACCAGAUGAGUUCAGGCAUAGGGAGCUAUGCAACUCUGUCUCCCAAACGACUAGCAGCUCAUCACGCUUCUGACCAGUACAAGAUCUCCCACGAACUCUACGCUACUGCUACACUGCAGAGACCUGGAAGUCUGGCAGGUUCUCGUGGCUCCUACAGUAGUCAGCAUAGUCAAGAGCCCCUUCGGCCUCUGGGGUCCCCAGAGCACCACAUAGAUCCGAUCUAUGAAGAACGUGUCUAUCACAACAAGGGCCCCAUGAGAAGCCUUAGCCAGAGCCAGGGCCCAGACUCAGGGCCCUACCGCAACAACACAGACCUGACCAUGCGUAUCCAUGAUCAGGUCCGUGACCUAAGUUAUGUCCUCUGUCCCUACUUUCCUGCCAUAGCACCCUCCUCCCCUGGUGUCGACUCCGCCCCUUUGCAGCGCACUGGAAGUCACGGCACAGGAACAGGAAACUACAACCGCGGCGGGACCAACAACUAUGCCACAGUGGGGCCAGGCUACACCUCGAGUGGCGGUAGCGGAGAUGUAUAUGGUUCAGAUCCCUAUGUGGCUGACCCCUACCGUACCCUGCAGUACUGCCCUUCAGUGGUGGAAUCACCCUACAGCAAGUCAGGACCAGCUCUGCCGCCCGAAGGCAGCCUGCAGCGUUCACCUUCUAUUGACUCUAUUCAAAAAGAUCCAAGAGAGUUUGGGUGGAGAGAUCCAGAGUUGCCAGAGGUGAUCCAGAUGUUACAGCACCAGUUCCCAUCGGUGCAGUCCAAUGCUGCAGCCUACCUACAGCAUCUCUGUUUUGGAGACAACAAGAUCAAAGCUGAGAUCCGCAGACAGGGAGGCAUCCAGCUGCUCGUUGAUCUACUGGACCACAGGAUGAGUGAGGUCCAUCGCAGCGCCUGCGGAGCCUUGAGAAACCUGGUGUAUGGCAAGGCCAAUGAUGAGAACAAAGUAACCCUGAAGAACUGCGGGGGGAUUCCUGCCUUGGUCCGCCUGCUGAGGAAGACCGGAGAUGUGGAAAUCAGAGAGCUAGUCACAGGUGUGCUUUGGAACCUGUCAUCAUGUGAUGCACUGAAGAUGCCAAUCAUCCAGGAUGCCUUGGCCGUUCUGACCAAUAGUGUCAUCAUACCCCACUCUAACUGGGACUCCUCCCCAAAUCACCAUGAUGACCGCAAGCUCCACAUCCAUACAUCCCAGGUGCUGCGCAAUGCUACAGGCUGUCUCAGGAACGUAAGCUCAGCAGGUGAGGAGGCGAGACGAAGGAUGAGGGAGUGUGAUGGGCUGACAGAUGCUCUGCUCUACGUUAUUCAGACCUCUCUGGGCAGCAAUGAGAUCGACAGCAAGACUGUGGAGAACUGUGUUUGCAUCCUGAGGAACCUGUCAUACCGACUGGCUGCUGAGACAUCUCAUGGUCAGCAAGGGGGGUUGGAAGAGCUGGAUGGCCUGCUUUGUGAUGCCAAUGGUCGCGAUGGAGAGAGCUCCGGUUGCUGGGGCAAGAAGAAAAAGAAAAAGAAGGGAGCUGACCAGUGGGAUGGCGUGGGCCCCUUUCCCGACACGGCGGAGCCCCCCAAAGGAGUUCAGAUGCUGUGGCACCCCACCAUCGUCAAGCCCUACCUCACCCUGCUGUCUGAAUGCUCCAAUCCUGACACUCUAGAGGGUGCAGCUGGGGCUCUGCAGAACCUGGCUGCAGGCAGCUGGAAGUGGUCAGUGUACAUCCGUGCUGCUGUCCGUAAGGAGAAAGGCCUUCCCAUCCUAGUGGAAUUAUUGAGGAUAGACAAUGACAAAGUCGUGUGCGCUGUCGCCACUGCUCUCAGAAAUAUGGCUUUGGACAUCAGGAACAAGGAGCUCAUUGGUAAAUAUGCAAUGAGAGAUUUGAUCCAUCGGUUACCAGGCAGCAGCAGCAGCAACAAUAAUGCAACCAGCAGUGGGACCUCUGGAACCACAGGCCCUCCCAGCAAGGCCAUGUCAGAUGACACAGUGACUGCCAUCUGUUGCGCACUGCAUGAAGUCAUCACCAAAAACAUGGAAAACGCAAAAGCUCUACGUGAUGCCGGUGGCAUCGAAAAACUCAUUGGCAUUGCCCGCAGCAAAGGAGACAAACACUCAGCAAAGGUGGUAAAGGCAGCUUCUCAAGUCCUCAGCAGUAUGUGGCAGUACAGAGACCUGCGCUCUCUCUACAAGAAGGAUGGCUACUCCCAGUAUCACUUUGUGGGCUCUGCCUCAACAAUAGAAAGAGACCGGCAGAGGCCCUAUUCUUCCUCGCGAACUCCCUCGGUCUCUCCUGUAAGGACAUCUCCAAAUAACCGCUCUGCGAGCGCCCCAGCCUCCCCCAGAGAGAUGAUGAGUCUGAAGGAACGCAAGAUGGACUACGAUUCCACGGCAACCAACGCCGGUUUCCAUAGCAACAAAGGAGAGCACACAUCCCGGAAAGACGGCAUGGCAGUUCAAAUUUCCUGUGGGACAUCUACACUGUUCCGAAACUCUUACCUGACUGCCAGCGAUGAUAUCAAGCAAAACCAGGGUCCAGCCCAGCCCUGCGUCGUGCCCCCUCAGCCCCAGCUGGACAGUCCGUCAGCAGCCGUGCUAAAAGACUACGACCCCUACCCUCCCCCUCCCUCCUUCCCCCAGCCUCAGCCACCGCAGCCUCCACCUCACAGCCAGAGCCGGAGCUUUGACGAGGCCUACUACGAGGACCAAGGACCACCGCCACCUCCGCCACCCCAGCCACAGCCACCGAUCCAGGCUCAGGCCCAGCCUCAGGCCCCACCCCAGCAACCUCCAAUCUCCACCGGACCACCCAGGGACCCGCGGGAAGAUCUGCGCAUGCAUCUGGGCCUCAAAUCAACCGGCAACUACGUAGACUUCUACUCGGCCUCUCGGCCAUACAGCGAACUAAACUACGAGACCAGCCACUAUCCGGCCUCACCUGACUCCUGGGUCUAGUUAGACUACAGUGUUGGGGGGCAAGAAAGAGUCUGUGUGUGCUUGUGUGAAAGGGAUUAUUUUUGCAAGACAUCAGCAGUGAUUAUAAGUGGUAUUUUGAAAGCGAUCUUGUAGCCAGUGGCAGGAAAUUUAUGUUCUCUAAAAUAAGUGGGAUAGCAGAGCUGGAUGGGGAUAGGAAGUAAAGUCAGGUCGAGCAACAAAGAGAGACUGCAUGUGCAUGUGAACUUUUUUUUCCAGACCAGUUUAUUUCUUUAAAGUCAGCUCCAUUUCACCAGUGAGUGGAGCUAGUGGAAGUAGAUAUGACAAAGUGUGUUUGACAGUUUGAGCUAAGAGUAGGAAACAGAAUAUAAAAAGAGAGAAAAUGACCAGACGGAUAGAGUAUGCAGAUGUCAAGAGAGAAGAAGAGGGCGCUAGGAUAAAGAAAUAAGCAGCAGUUGAGGGAGCGUUCUUACUCUGUAGGAGCAAAGAGCUGUCUGACCUAAGGAGGAGAUGAGAGACAAAGAUGGCAUGAGGGUUCUUGAAGAGGUCAGGAAGAAUAAAAGCACAGAAAAAGAUGAAAGCACAUCAGGCAACAAGCAAGAAGUGGAUGUUUACCAUUUCACCCAAGUGACAAACGUAGCACUGCUUUUAUCCCCCUUUUUUGUUGCAAUGGCCUUGCCGCCUCCAGAGGCUUCUGAAUUUGUGUUCAAGGAAUGUCAUCUUCAAGAGACUUCUUUUUUUGUCGUCAUUCUUUUACAUCUUUUUUAUUUGUACUUUUCUAAAUUUUCACUUUCAGCAAAACAAAAAGAAACUUUUUAUUUUCUGUGUACAGUAAAAGGUGAUAUAGUGUGUAUAUUACACGUUUUUGAUGGGCCACUUAUACAAACAUAAUUUAUUUUCCAUGACUGACUGCUGACCGAAACAUCAAAAGCAACAAAAAAUAAGCGAAAUGUGAACACGAGAAUCAGACCUGACAGACAUCAUCAGGAUGGGUGUCAGCAGACACUUUUGUUUUGGCCCCCCUUUCCUUUCCCAGGAAGAGAGGAAGCACUGCGAUAUUUGUGUUUUUCUCUCUCCGUCGAGUGAAUUUUGUCAUGGACACAGUAAAGAGCAGUUCAAAGCUGCCAAAGCAUCAGUUUGGCAGAGCAGCAUUGUUCCAGAGUCCCCGUCAACUAAAGUGCUUUUUCACUGCCUAAAGAUUAUAUGUGUAUGUUUAAAGCACACUCUCUGUCUUUGGAAAGGUUUGUCUUUUCACUUUGGGGAAUCUGACAUGUUUGACAAUGUCAACUUUUAGUGGUUUGUCAUCAUCACCUCUGCAUAAAAAAAACCCAAACUGUUUCAAGUUUUUUUUUU